Messenger RNA from Acanthopagrus latus (yellowfin seabream), 3466 nucleotides. Its product is annotated as palmitoyltransferase ZDHHC18-like. The transcript has 9 exons. The record is from RefSeq and is a predicted model, not a curated record. NCBI's taxonomy places the organism in Eukaryota, Metazoa, Chordata, Actinopteri, Spariformes, Sparidae. Gene Ontology annotation, cellular component: endoplasmic reticulum; Golgi apparatus. Gene Ontology annotation, biological process: peptidyl-L-cysteine S-palmitoylation; protein targeting to membrane. Gene Ontology annotation, molecular function: protein-cysteine S-palmitoyltransferase activity. The coding region runs from base 589 to 2013 and encodes 474 amino acids.
CAGUUUUCCCGGAUGCCUCUCCUAAUGGCAAUAUAGCUAACCAAUACUAGUCACGAAUGUGUCAGGACUCAUGGAAGGAGCGUAAUAGGAAUUAAAAAUUACGAAGUUUUAGUGCUCGUUUUAAUUUACGAAUAUAUGACCCCUGGAGAUUAGCAAAAACGGUUAGCUGGUAUGCGUGAGGCGAGCAAGCUAACAAGCUAGCAGUAGUAACGGUACUUUGGUUUCACUGACGUUAAAUAGUCUGCAGCUGGCUGAGUUGGCUAACAGCUAGUCUGAAUGGCACAGCUAACAGGCUAACGACGGCAAUGGGACAUCUUCUAAAUUGGUCUUUCUGUAGACAGACUCUAAGAGGAAUACAUUAAGAGACAUGGGAAGUAACAAGGCUGUCCUUUCUUGCACGGGGUCUUCGGGUUAUUUACAACUGAAUACCCACAGUAACGUUCUAGGAUUAGCUUGUUUUCUACGUGGAAUGACGACAUUUGCACCGUCCAGCUGCCUCAAACACGAGCGUCGGUGAUGCUGGUGAACGCCGACCAAAUGCCCUGGUUGUCCGGAUUGGGACAGAGCACCCAAACUACAUUAUAAAUCAUGAAAAACUGCGAGUAUCAGCAAAUCGACCCGCAGGCACUUCCGACACCAACACCGACGCUUCCAGCACAUCACGGGAACGACAGUGACAAGAGAGAGGAGCCGAAAAGACCGAAGAAAAAGUGGGAAGUUUUCCCAGGAAAGAAUCGCUUCUACUGCGAUGGACGGAUCAUAGUGGCCCGACAGAGUGGGGUCCUGCCCCUCACUCUGGGCCUUAUUCUCGUCACAAGUGGAUUGUUCUUUAUAUUUGACUGUCCCUUCCUGGUCAAACACCUGACCAGCUGCAUACCUGUUAUUGGAGGAGGCCUCUUUGUAUUUGUGGUCAUCACCCUGCUUCAGACCAGCUUCACUGACCCCGGCAUUCUGCCCAGAGCAACGCCAGAUGAGGCUGCAGACAUUGAAAAACAGAUCGACAACACAGGAAACACUAGCUAUCGACCUCCACCACGCACAAAGGAAGUCCUCAUCAACCAGCAGGUGGUGAAGCUCAAGUACUGCUUCACCUGCAAGAUGUUCCGGCCUCCUCGCACCUCCCACUGCAGCCUUUGUGACAACUGUGUGGAGCGAUUCGACCAUCACUGUCCUUGGGUGGGGAACUGUGUGGGGAAACGCAACUACCGCUUCUUCUACACCUUCAUCGUGUCACUCUCCUUCCUGACGGCAUUCAUCUUUGGCUGUGUGACCACACAUCUAGCACUGAGGGCUCAGGGAGGAAAAGGCCUGGUGUUUGCUCUGCAAGAGAGUCCAGGCAGUGCAGUGGAGCUGGUGAUAUGCUUCUUUUCUGUCUGGUCCAUCCUGGGCCUCUCAGGCUUCCAUACAUACCUGGUUGCUUCUAACCUGACCACUAAUGAAGACAUUAAAGGAUCGUGGUCAGGGAAGAGUGGAGAAGGUGUCAUCAACCCAUACAGUCAUAAAAACAUCUUUAUUAACUGCUGCACCAUGCUCUGUGGACCCAUGCCACCCAGCUUGAUCGACAGACGAGGUUUCCUGCCCGCGGAUGAAGCUGUCCAGACAGCCGCCACGGACAUCGAGCUGCCAACUCUGACCAAUAAAAGCGAGAUAAAUGUGUGCACGCAGGGAACUAAAGGUCUGCUGGAGUCGGCCACUCGCCCCCCGCUCCUAUCCACCUCGUGUCCUCAGGGGAAACCCCAGGCAGCUCAUACCUGCCCAGACAACAGCCCAACGGUGAACUCUGACCCCUCCCCGGAGCUCUCCACGAGCUGUGGAGCCCGUCAUACCGCCAGCUCGCGAGGCCAUACCUCUCCACCACGUCACUCCAAGAGUCGGUCGAAGAAAAGUAAACGAGCUGCUUUGCAUAUUUCCAACCCUGCUUACGAUGCCCCUGUUUCCCCUACCUCUCCAGACGCUGGCCCCAAAUCCAAAGCCAGGGGCCACGAAGGUGCCAGCUUCUCCCCUUUGCACUGACUGACUUGAAUGGCGGCUUUCUCAAGUGGAAACACACCUUGUUUGAAGCUUGCAUGCUGUAACACAGUCAGAUACAAGUGAUAUGAAUUCAAAAUUGUCUUGUCUGUUGGUUUUCUGAAAGUCCAAGGCAUUGUUUAUGAGGAUGACAAUCACAGGGAUGUUUAACUGUGUGACCGAUUUGCAGGGGAAACAGGAAUAUGAGAGCUGAUUGGAAGAUUACUCUGUAGAGGAUGUAACUCAGCCCCUGCUGUUUAAUGAAAAGCACAUGGCAAGAUGAGAUUUGUAAGAUGGAGGCACUGGUGUACUGAUAGACCUGUAUGACUUUUCUUGAUGAUUCUCAUGUAAAACAUGAAUUUUUACCAGCAUGUCAGAUCCAUCAAAUAUUGUGAAACAGUGGCUUUGAUGUAUCAGAUGGACAAACUCUGGGAGCUUAAGCGCUAAAGCUCAGAGUUUGUGUGUGACUGUAAAGAGAAAAGUUGCCGUUAUAGAGGAAGUCCAUCCCCCAUGUAGAAUUCACAUAUGUCAUUUCUAUUGCAGUUAAUUGCAUGAACUUGAGCCAGUUUCUCCUUAAGCUGAAUAGCAGAGGGACAGUUAGUACUGAUGAUGUCAUGUUGGGACAUAUAGGCGGUGAAUAAUGGAACGUCAUGCGUCAUGCGACUCUGACAGCAGCCGUGGAGCAUUUUCAAGGAUAUGGGGACAUUUUAACAUUAAUAUCUGAGAGCUCUGCCUUGAAAUCAAACUCGUUUGGAUGUGCAGAUGGGUGACAAAUUAAGGAAAAACCUGACAUUAUUACCUCUGCUUAGGUUCUCCAUCUCUGUGGAACCCUACUGUAGGGAUGGAUGUCAUUUGGUGUUUAAUGAUGGCGGUGGAAACCAAGCUUAAUUACCAAGUGUUCCUCAGACAUUCGGGGACCCCUCGUCAACCAAAUGACACCUAGUUUAAAGGGAUUUGAUUAAGUGUGUUGUUGAUGUGUAAAUGUGUUACGAAUAUGAACUGUACGAUUUGUAGCCUGAUGUGUCAGAUGUUCAAAUGUUCUGGCACAUCAGGCAAAAUCAUCUGGAGAGCCGUUAGAAGCUGUUUGGAAAAGGGCGGCCACUUCCAGAAAAUAUCUGGCAGGUGAUUGGAGGAAACUGCCACAAAACGGCCUCAUACCUAAAACGACUAAAUAAGUAGAUUGCCGUUGACUCCUUAAAAACAACAGCAGUGACAAGUGUACUCAACCUUCAUAUGCCCGCAGCUUGAUCAGGUUUAGGCAAACAAACUACUUGAAUAGGUUUAGGAAAACAUUGUGGUUUGGGUUAAAAUAACUAAAUUACAUUUUGAGUAACUGCGGUCAUAGAUCAAACUGUUGCCAAGCCAGUCAAGAAAAGAGCAAACUGCUCUCCAUAAAAAAAAAAAAAAAGCCUUCAGUGUGGUUCUUUGCUCUUCUUUCAAUAAAACAUACUCUCCAGUU